Budorcas taxicolor (takin) is the source of this 1002-nucleotide messenger RNA. Its product is annotated as olfactory receptor 9K2-like. Gene Ontology annotation, cellular component: membrane. The transcript has a single exon. The coding region runs from base 31 to 1002 and encodes 323 amino acids. Gene Ontology annotation, molecular function: odorant binding; G protein-coupled receptor activity; olfactory receptor activity. Gene Ontology annotation, biological process: G protein-coupled receptor signaling pathway. The record is from RefSeq and is a predicted model, not a curated record. Lineage: Eukaryota; Metazoa; Chordata; Mammalia; Artiodactyla; Bovidae.
UUGCUUUGUGCCUAUCAGUAGAUUUCUGCCAUGGGUGACAGGGAAACAAGCAACCACUCAGAAGUGACUGACUUCAUUCUUGUCGGCUUCAGGGUCCGCGCAGAGCUCCACAUUCUCCUCUUCCUGCUUUUUCUGCUUGUCUAUGCCAUGAUCCUUCUAGGGAACCUUGGCAUGAUGGUCAUUAUUAUGACUGACCCCCAGCUGAACACACCAAUGUAUUUCUUCCUAGGCAACCUCUCCUUCGUUGAUCUCUUCUAUUCUUCUGUUAUUGCACCCAAGGCUAUGAUGAACUUCUGGUCUGAGAGCAAGUCCAUCUCCUAUGCAGGCUGUGUGACCCAGCUCUUUCUCUUCGCCCUCUUCAUUGUGACCGAGGGCUUUCUCCUGGCAGCCAUGGCUUAUGACCGCUUCAUUGCCAUCUGCAACCCACUCCUCUACUCUGUCCAGAUGUCAACACGUCUCUGUGUUCAGUUGGUGGCUGCUUCCUAUUUUUGUGGCUGUGUCAGCUCAGUUAUUGAGACCAGCAUGACAUUUACUUUAUCCUUUUGUGCUUCUCGGGCCAUAGACCACUUUUACUGUGAUUACCGUCCACUUCAGAGGAUUUCUUGUUCUGAUCUGUACAUUCCUAAUAUGGUAUCCUUUUUCUUAUGCAGCAUUAUCAUUUUGCCUACCAUAAUUGUCAUUAUUGUGUCUUACAUAUAUAUUGUAUCCACAGUUCUAAAAAUACGCUCCACUGAGGGGCGAAAGAAAGUCUUCUCCACUUGCAGCUCUCACCUAGGAGUCGUGAGUGUACUGUAUGGUGCCAUCAUUUUUAUGUAUUUCAUCCCUGACAGAUUUCCUGAGCUGAGUAAAGUGGCCUCCUUGUGUUACACCCUGGUCACUCCCAUGUUGAAUCCUUUGAUUUACUCUCUGAGAAACAAAGAUGUCAAAGAAGCUCUGAGGAAGAUCCUAGGGAAUAAACUAAGUUUAUUUAAUUCUAUAUUAACUGAAAAUAGACUUAAGUAA